UUUUGUUGUUGAAAGUUGAAACUAUUCAUAUUCUUUCCGGAUAAACAUCUAAAAAUAGUUUGCUAACGUUUUCAAUGGCAACUCCUGCAGUUUGAACUUAAACCGAAAUCCCAUCUCUUUUUUUUUUUUGAAGCAUCUGGAAAGCUAGUGGCCAUUCUUCUUUCUGGAGAUGGACUCCAAUGCCAUCAAUUUUUGCCUAUACACAGACCACUGCAUGGGAGGUUCGGGUGUUGUGAAUGUAGAAAAGAGGGCUGCUAAUGAAGAUAACUGCAACACUCUCUUUGUCAACUAUGGUUAUUCCCUUGCAACCCUCUAUGUUUCUUGUAGUAUAAUUAGUGUUGUGUUCCUUAGAAGUACUCUCCAUUUCAUCUUGAAUCUUUAAAUGAUGGAUGAUACUGAUCUCGUCCUUUUUGUUUUUUUGAGCGGAGUAUCUUAGAAUCUAUUUGGGUCUACUCCUGCAGCCGCAAUAGCCUGGCAUGAAAUGAGAAGAGCUUGGAGAGGUGAUCGAUCUAGUGCUUCCCAAAGAAAGCCUAGGGAGCCAACGAUACACUGCUCGAGCACGUUCAAGGAGGUGCCUUUUGAUGGACCAGUUCCUUUAUCUAAGAUGGUCGAAUUGUUGGUUGAAGCAUGGGAAGAAGACUAAAUCGAGAAAAAUGAAUGUUGCGCGCGGAUGAUCAUGGAACUGCUGAAUCGCAGUUGUUGGUGUAAGAGUUUCAAAAUUGGAGAAAGAGGAUUGAUUGGAAGUGGGCAUUUGUUGUGAAGGAUUGUUUGAUAUAAAGUCAAAAUGGAGAUCGAUAAGGCCAUAAGAGAAAGUGAUGAUACAAGGUUGAAGACAAAGUACAACAAUGCCGUCUACGUAAUCCAAAGAGCUCUUGCUCUUUACUCUGUUGAAGAGGUCGCCUUCAGCUUCAAUGGUGGAAAAGAUUCAACUGUUUUGUUGCACCUUCUUAGGGCAGGCCAUUAUUUGCAUGAGGUUGGAAAGAAUCUGUCAGGCGACGGUACUGAAAUAACAUUUCCAAUACGGACCAUUUAUUUCGAGAGUUCUUCAGUUUUCCCUGAAAUCAACUCAUUCACUUAUGACACAGCAUCUAUCUAUAAAUUGCAGAUGGACAUCAUUCGCCUAGAUUUCAAGUCUGGCUUGGAGGCCCUUUUAAAAGCACAUCCUAUUAGAGCUAUUUUUCUCGGUGUUCGAAUUGGUGAUCCAACUGCUGUUGGGCAAGAGCAGUUCUCACCGAGUUCACCUGGAUGGCCAGCUUUCAUGAGAGUGAAUCCCAUCUUGGAUUGGUCAUACAGAGAUGUUUGGGCCUUUCUCUUGACUUGCAAAGUUCCAUACUGCAGCCUUUAUGAUCAAGGUUACACUUCAAUUGGUAGCAUUCACGAUACAGUUCCUAAUGCACUAUUGUGCCAUAGCAAGACAAACAGCAAUGAACAUAAUUACAAACCUGCGUAUCUGCUUCCGGACGGAAGAUUGGAAAGAGCAGGAAGAGUUAAAAAGGGCACAUCUCAGCCAUCAACUGCUACUAGCAAUGGCUUUAAGCAGGAUGACUCACAUUUGAAAAGAAAUUUUACGGCCUCGAUCAUUGCUGUGGGAGACGAAAUUCUGUUCGGCACUGUCGAGGAUCGGAUGAUGCCCAUACUGUGUAGAAAGCUCCACUCUGUAGGGUGGGCUGUUUCACAUAUUGCUGUUAGCCGAAAUGAUAUUGACUCUGUAGCAGAUGAAGUCGAGCGACUAGAGUCCACUUGUGAUAUGGUUUUCAUAUAUGGAGGGGUCGGCCCACUGCCCUCAGAUCUCACUGUAGCUGGUGUUGCUAAAGCUUUUGGCGUUCGAAUGGCCCCUGACGAAGAAUUUGAAGAAUAUUUGAGGCAUAUACUAGGUGAAAGGUGCACAGGAGAUAGGAAUGAGAUGGCACAGUUGCCCGAAGGCAUCACCGAGCUGCUGCAUCAUGAAAAACUGAGAGUUCCUUUGAUCAAGUGCCAAAAUGUCAUCAUUCUUACUGCAACAAAUGCUUCUGAGCUGGAAAAUGAGUGGGAUUGCUUGAUCGAUCUGAUGCCGACCAACGGACUUCUAGUAAUCUCCGAACCAUUUAUUUCAAAGAGACUGGCAACAACACUUUCCGAUGUUGAUGCAGCUCAGCCUCUGUCUGAAAUGUGUUGUAAAUUCCCUGAUCUCUACAUUGGGGCGUAUCGUGAAUCAAGAGGAGGCUCUUUGAUCAUAACAGUAAAAGGCAAGGAUAAAUCAAGAAUUUCAACAGCUGCCGAUGCAUUAUGCAACAAGUUUGGUUGUAAGGAAAUUGAGUGACUACCAAAAGUGAUUACACUUUGCUCCCCUGGAAUUUAUCGAAAUCCCACAUUUCACAUUUGCUGGAUGUACUAUGUUGAGCUUGGCAACUAAGGAUUUGCUUUUCAUAUCUAAUACUUGGACUACUGUAUACAGUUGCUGUUUCAACACCCAUACUUAUUGUAAUUUAAUCAAGUUUCUUACGUCUCUAAUCAAAGCCCAAUUCCAUGUA
Molecule: messenger RNA, 2510 nt
Organism: Salvia splendens (bonfire salvia)
Lineage: Eukaryota; Viridiplantae; Streptophyta; Magnoliopsida; Lamiales; Lamiaceae
Product: FAD synthase
Exons: 21
Coding region: 785-2299 (504 amino acids)
Biological process (GO): FAD biosynthetic process
Molecular function (GO): FMN adenylyltransferase activity
Source: RefSeq, a predicted model, not a curated record